Tuber melanosporum (Perigord truffle) is the source of this 1288-nucleotide messenger RNA. RefSeq lists its product as uncharacterized. Lineage: Eukaryota; Fungi; Ascomycota; Pezizomycetes; Pezizales; Tuberaceae. Gene Ontology annotation, cellular component: endomembrane system; Golgi membrane; SNARE complex. The transcript is spliced from 4 exons. The record is from RefSeq and is a predicted model, not a curated record. Gene Ontology annotation, biological process: endoplasmic reticulum to Golgi vesicle-mediated transport; vesicle fusion; intracellular protein transport. Gene Ontology annotation, molecular function: SNARE binding; SNAP receptor activity. The coding region runs from base 57 to 842 and encodes 261 amino acids.
GGAGGGGUGAGUUUGCUAGGAAGGCGAGAGAUAUUGGAAGGGCUAUUACGGAUACGAUGGGGAAGUUGGAGAAGCUUGCGAUGCUGGCCAAACGCAAAGCCCUCUUCGACGACAAACCGAUCGAGAUCGCGGAACUCACAUACGUAAUCAAGCAGGACCUCUCAGCGAUAAACCAGAAUAUAGGAGCCCUGCAGGCCCUCUCGCGCCAAAAGAACAACGGUCGCAAUGAGGAGGGCGAGCACAGCAAGAACGUUGUCGUCAUGCUCCAGGGCAAGCUGGCCGACGUGUCGGUUGGGUUUAAGGAGGUUCUCGAGGUGCGGACGAAGAAUAUUCAGGCUUCUAGGCAUCGGACCGAUCAGUUUGUGUCGAAUGUCAGGCCGAGUUCUGCUGAUCCAACAGUCUUGCAGACCUCGCACUCGCCAUUGUACUCUACACCAUCUACUACCCCCCGGCCAAAUCACCAGCCUGAUUUAUUGUCCCUAGAUCCAAACCCCUCCUCAUCGGCGCUAUCGGGUCCCGCAUCGGCGCAGCAGCUAGCACUGAUGGAGGAAGGAUCCUCGGCAAACUCUUACAUUUCUGCCCGGUCAGAGGCUAUAGAAGCUAUCGAGAAGACUAUAACAGAGCUAGGCGGGAUAUUCAGUCAGUUGGCACAGAUGGUGGGCGAGCAGAGUGAGAUGAUUCAGCGUAUCGACCAUGAAACGGAGGACGUCGUAGCGAAUGUAGAAGGCGGGCAGAGAGAAUUACUCAAGUACUGGUCUCGAGUGAGCAGUAAUCGGUGGUUGGUGGUGAAGAUGUUUGGAGUUCUCAUGAUAUUCUUCCUUCUCUGGGUAUUGAUUAGCUAAAUAUUUUUUAUUUUUUUUCUCCCUUUUCCGUUUCCUUCUUUCAUUCACUCCUAACCCUUAACCUUACUUGACUUUAUUACUCUGUGGAUGCUAUUCUUUUUGUCUAGAGAAGAGAAGGGAAAAAAAUAAAAGGGCGGGCGAAACUACUUAUCUACCUGCUAGGUUGCAUUACUCAAUAUUGAUAAUACCUGGGGCAUAUUCUGUGAUUGCCGUUUUUUUCCCUUUUUUUCCUUCCUUUUUACUUUUCUCCUUCUCUUCGUCUCUCCCCUACACUUGAGGUUCCUUAUGGUUCGUGGCUUUGGCUAGACGAUGUAGCACUUUCCUCUUUUCUUCUCACUGAAUUAGUAGGGAUCGGCGUGGGUAUCAUAGAUAGGCGCGGUGUUAAACGGGUUUGCGUACGUACGCAUUUCCCUAUGAUAGCUACAGUAGGUCUUUACACUUAUAAA